This is a messenger RNA of Macrobrachium nipponense, 3234 nucleotides long. RefSeq names its product neutral alpha-glucosidase AB-like (gene GCS2alpha). Lineage: Eukaryota; Metazoa; Arthropoda; Malacostraca; Decapoda; Palaemonidae. The record is from RefSeq and is a predicted model, not a curated record. Gene Ontology annotation, molecular function: alpha-glucosidase activity; carbohydrate binding. Gene Ontology annotation, biological process: carbohydrate metabolic process; N-glycan processing.
UCUCUCCCAAUCAGCAAACGUCUGGCGGACCAAUCAGAACCCUCCGUUGGAUGACAACAAACCGUCGACCAAUGGGAGAGAUCCAUUUAACAACAACAGCAAUAUGGCCACGUUUAGAAGACUGGCAGUCUUCACUGCCUUAAUAAUCUCUGCGUUUGCAGUGGAUCGUAAUAACUUUAAAUCAUGCCAGCAGAGUAGUUUUUGUCGACGUCAUCGCGCCAUGAAGCCUGGAGAUCCUUACAUCUUUCAAAUUGAUAGCAUGAAAGUGUCUGAUGCUUGGUGGUGGUUGGGGGAUGUUAUAAAUGAUAAGACAAAGCUAUUUGUGAUGGAACUUUAUCCCAUUCAAGAUUCCACCAUACGCAUCAAGAUUAACAAAAAAACGAAAAAUCCUAUCAAACCACGUUUCGAGGAGCCGUUUGCUGUGGUUGGAAGGCUGAGUCCUGAAAAAUUUGAUGUGCUGGAUAAAUCAUCAAAGUGGAUUACAAUGAAAUUUGGUACUAGCCAAGUGGUUGUCCAAGCCAGUCCAUUAAAAGUAGAUCUGUACAGCCAUGGGCAACUAGUUGUUAGUACCAAUGCCCGUGGCCUUUUGAAAUUUGAACAGUACAGAAACAAAGUUGAAAAUGAAAAUCCUCCUCAAGAAGGGGAGGAGCAACCAAAUAUGUUGCUGGAUGAUGAGGAAGAUAAGGACGGCCUUUGGGAAGAGACAUUCAAAGGCCACACAGACUCGAAACCAAAUGGUCCUGCAUCUGUUGGAAUGGACAUAUCUUUUGUUAAUUCCAAACAUGUGUAUGGUAUCCCUGAGCACGCCGAUUCUUUUUCUUUGAAAGAAACAACAUCCACAGAUCCAUAUCGAUUGUAUAACCUGGAUGUCUUUGAAUAUGAAGUGGAUAAUCCCAUGGCCUUGUAUGGGGCUGUUCCUGUAAUGGUGUCUCAUACUGCUCAGCAAACAGUUGGUAUUUUCUGGCAUAAUGCUGCAGAAACAUGGAUUGAUAUCAAGAAAUUGCCAGACACUAAUGUAGUGUCAUCUAUAACUGGGUUUUUCUCAGGUGGCGACUCAGACCCUCCUCAAGUCUCAACACAUUGGUUUUCUGAAUCUGGGAUAAUUGAUUUGUUUGUCAUGCUUGGACCAAAGCCUACAGAUGUCUUCAGGCAGUAUGGAGAGUUAUCUGGCAACAACCCCCUUCCACCGCUUUUCAGUCUGAGCUAUCAUCAGUGUCGCUGGAACUAUAAUGAUGAAGAGGAUGUACGCCAAGUACACGAAAACUUUGACAAACACGAUCUGCCUUUAGAUGUCAUGUGGCUCGACAUUGAAUAUACAGAUGGCAGGAGGUACUUCACAUGGGACACUCACAAAUUCCCUCAUCCUCUGGAAAUGACAGCGAACUUGACGGCGCGUGGUCGCAAACUGGUGACGAUUAUUGAUCCUCACAUAAAGAGAGACAGCAACUACUUCUUUUACAAGGAGUGUCAUGAUCGAGACUUGUUUGUGCAUACCAAGGAUGGAGGAGAGUUUGACGGGUGGUGUUGGCCUGGUUCAUCAGCAUACUUAGAUUUCACUAAUCCAGAGGCAGCCAACUUUUACAGUGAUACAUACAUGUUAGAUCGCUACAAGGGUUCAACCUUAGAUACUUUUACGUGGAAUGAUAUGAAUGAACCGUCAGUUUUCAAUGGUCCAGAGGUUACAAUGCAGAAGGAUAAUAUCCACCCAGGUUUAGGAGUAGAGCACAGAGAGGUCCACAAUGUGUAUGGCAUGUUGUUUCACCAAGCCACAUAUGAAGGACACCUACGUCGUUCUGAGCAUCGUCUGCGACCAUUUAUCCUCACAAGAGCUCAUUAUGCAGGGACCCAGCGUACUGCAGCUGUUUGGACUGGUGAUAAUACGGCUGAUUGGAAUCACUUGCGUAUUACUGUUCCUAUGUUGCUUUCCCUUGUUGUUACUGGUAUUAGCCAUGUUGGAGCAGAUAUUGGUGGCUUCUUCGGCAAUCCUGACAGCUAUCUGUUGUCACGGUGGUAUCAGGCUUCUGCAUUCCAACCAUUCUUCCGUGCCCAUGCUCAUUUGGACACAAAGCGUCGGGAACCAUGGUUAUUUGAUGAAGAAACCCUGCACAUUAUAAGAAAUGCUUUACGCCAGAGAUACCAAUACUUGCCUCUUUGGUAUACUCUCUUCUAUGAGAAUGAACUUGCAGGUACCCCAGCUAUGAGACCAAUUUGGGCUGAUUUCCCUGAAGAUGAAGCCUCCUUUGGUAUUGACUAUGAACAUCUUAUUGGGUCAGCGCUCUUAGUGCGUCCUGUUGUAGAGCAGGGGGCAACUUCUGCAAGUGUUUAUUUCCCACCAGGACUUUGGUAUGAUGUGCAAGAUUUGACUACAUAUCCAGGGCCAAGUAGUGCUAAUGUAGCUGCACCAAGAGAUAAGAUUCCAGUUUUCCAGAGGGGUGGCAGUAUAAUUCCACGAAAAGACAGAGUUCGACGUGCUUCAUCGUUGAUGAGGGAUGACCCCUACACAUUGGUUGUAGCCUUAGAUGUCGAAGGAAAGGCACAAGGAACCCUUUAUAUGGAUGAUGAACAUACCUUUGAUUAUAGACAGGGCAAGUAUUUGUACUUGGAAUUCUCCUAUGCAGGUGGUGUCUUGAGGUCCAAAAAAAUUGAUCCAAAUGGAAGCUUUGACACAAAUUCAUGGCUUGAGCGAGUGAUCAUCGUGGGCCUCAAAAAACAGCCAACUAAAGUGAUCCUCAAAAGCAGUUCACUUGGCACCCGAGAGUUGGAGAAGACUUUCGUGGAUGGAGACAGCAACCAUGCAAGUCAAUUGACUAUACGAAAGCCAGGCAUAAACAUGCGUGAAGCUUUUACAAUCACAGUCCAAUGAUAAAAGUGAAUUAAUAUGAUAGUGUAUGUAGUAACCAAUUUAUUACAAAUUACAUAUUGUUGUUGGGUUUUAGAUACUAGUAGUUUAAUGGGCAAAUGCAACAUAUCUUUGGUGGAUGAUGGCAGUUUUUGUUGUUAACAUUUUUGUUGUAUUUUUUUAUUUUGAUGAUUGACUGGUUUUGAAUGAUUUCUGCAUGCAUAAUUAUUACACUUACAGAUUUGUUUUACACAUUUAAAAUUAAAGAAAUUUUCACAUUAACUCUGUUAAUUCUUAAUGGUACCAAACCCAAGAAAUUUUCCUGUUGCAGUGAUAUAUUUUAUAAAGGGUGAAGUUUACAUCUUUAUAUACAUUGCCUUGUAACAUAAAUAGUA